AUGUCGUCUACUUCCAUCGACCAAGAACUUGCAUUAUGGGCGGCGGAGUCAUUGCUGGAGGAGUAUGCGAUGGUCGCCGCGUCGGCUCUAGUAUACUAUGACUACCUGUCAAACCUUUCACUAGAGAUAGAUCUAAUCUGGACUAAGAAGCUCUCGUGGGCCACUGUCGUAUAUGCUAUUUGUGAAGCUGAGAAGCUAGGUUCUAUAACGCAGUUACGCUAUCUUGGACUUGCGAUUCCUGCCAAGAAAAUUGUUGACAUCGCCCUAGUUUUCAACCACACCACCAUGCCACCAUCCGGUAGACUGCCUCUCUACAUGGGUAGCACUUCAAAUAUGCGUUACAGGCAAUAUGUUUCUUCUGCAAGGAAUGAUGACCCUACGAGCAUGACUAAUGAAUUCGCUGGUAUCGGCUUACCAGGGCUGUACUUUUGUGACAUCGGUUUCCCGCCGUCCCUUGGUUGGAUAAACCCAGCAAGCAGUUCGGUGCUGAUUGUAUACGAAGGCGUGCUUUGCGGACUUGUCCUGUGGUACGCUUCGAGGCACCUUUGGGAGGCCUUUUGUCGUAGCCCAGGCCGAGCAGCCAACACACUGGCGUCCGUCAUCCUGCGCGACAACCUCAUCUACUUCUUCCUGGCUCUGCUAUCCAUGUUUCUGAGCGCCCUGAACCAAGUUCCGAGCAUAACGGUCUCACUCGCGUAUAACUGCCUUGACGACAUAUUCCAGACUUUUCUGUUCAGUAUGGUUGGUCCAUGGAUGGUCAUUUCUCUUAGGAAGAGUUACGAACGGAGCCUCUCUGAAGGGGAUUCUCAAGCGUACGAGCUAAGUACUGUUGCGUUUACGUCUGCCAUACGCCAACCAGAGCACGGGUUUGCAUCGGUACAGGAUGGGAAAUGUGCGGUUAUUGAUAAAUUGUAA
This is a messenger RNA of Coniophora puteana RWD-64-598 SS2, 915 nucleotides long. RefSeq lists its product as uncharacterized. The transcript has 14 exons. NCBI's taxonomy places the organism in Eukaryota, Fungi, Basidiomycota, Agaricomycetes, Boletales, Coniophoraceae. The coding region runs from base 1 to 915 and encodes 304 amino acids. The record is from RefSeq and is a predicted model, not a curated record.